Molecule: messenger RNA, 5361 nt
Organism: Echinococcus granulosus
Lineage: Eukaryota; Metazoa; Platyhelminthes; Cestoda; Cyclophyllidea; Taeniidae
Product: Helicase POLQ-like protein
Exons: 23
Coding region: 1-5361 (1786 amino acids)
Biological process (GO): double-strand break repair via alternative nonhomologous end joining; DNA-templated DNA replication
Molecular function (GO): ATP binding; DNA-directed DNA polymerase activity; DNA binding
Source: RefSeq, a predicted model, not a curated record
AUGGAUAUCCGUGCCGGCAUAGAUUUUGAAUUGUCAAGCGAGUCACUUUUUCUUCCUAGGAGUAUCUGUGAUAAAUAUGCCGAAAUCGGAAUUACAUCAGUUUUUCCUUGGCAGGCUGCAUGUUUGAAAUUGCCAGGUGUUCUUGACGGGACUAGAAAUCUCGUUUAUUGUGCUCCUACAAGUGCAGGCAAGACUCUAGUGGCGGAAUUGAUUACUCUGAAGCGCAUCUUGGCCACUAAUAAGAAGGCUAUAAUUAUAUUGCCCUACGUUUCUGUAUCAAGGGAGAAAAUGGUUUCGUUGCAGACCCGAAUCUUAAGGGAGAGUAUUUGCCAGCAUAUUUUUGAAGGCAUCGGUGUUCGUGUUGGCGGGUUCAUGGGUGGCGUUAGUCCAGCUGGUGGCUUGGCUUCCGUUCGCGUCGCUGUCUGCACAAUUGAAAAGGCCAACAAUCUCAUUAAUCGACUAAUUGAGGAGGAGCACCUUUCUGAUCUAGGCAUUGUUGUUGUUGACGAGAUGCAUCUCAUCAGCGAUCAACAUCGUGGCUAUCUUCUGGAACUCCUUCUCACAAAGCUUCUUCUUCAUGGACGUAUGGAGAAAAGUCGGCAGGGAAAUGAAACUCGGAAUAAUCAGUCGGUCGAAGAUCUGCACAUUCAGAUUGUUGGCAUGUCAGCUGCUCUUUCUACCUUACCAGUCCUCGGUUCAUGGCUUGAGGCUGCUAUUUAUACUACCGACUUCCGUCCUAUUCCUCUCACAGAAUUUGUCUACACCAAAGAAAUCGUCUAUCGAGUAAAAGCCGGUGAAGGGGAUGCAUACGAGCGUUUGGAAUCAAUUAACGAAGGGGAAUAUGAUCUUUUCAACGUCCCACGGGAGAGAUUACCGGCCGUGGACAAUGAUGACGGUGUCUUUGAACUCUGUUUCGACACUCUACUGUCCGGUUUUGCAGCUCUUGUUUUUUGCUCCACAAAACAGUGGUGUGAGCAGCUUGCCACGUCGAUGGCUGGACAUAUAUAUCGGUUGGUGAAGCCAUACCUUAAAAUGGAGGACGAAUGGCCUCCAAAGGAACCGAACGAUUAUGGGAGGACACUAAGAAAGCAACUAAACGAGAUUGGUCUCAACGAGUGUUUACAGCAGCUGGAGCGGAGCCCUGCUGGGCUGGAUCCCGUACUUUCGCGAUGUAUCCGAUUCGGCGUUGCAUUCCAUCAUGCUGGUCUCACCAUAGAAGAGCGUGACGUACUAGAGAUGGCCUUCCGCAAGGGUCAUCUUCGCCUCCUUAUUGCCACCUCCACACUGAGCUCGGGCGUCAAUCUCCCGGCACGCCGGGUGAUAAUUCGUACCCCGUUCUUUCAUGGUCAGACACUUGGCUAUCUUGACUACAAGCAGAUGGUCGGUCGGGCGGGCCGCAAGGGCAUCGAUGUACGUGGUGAGAGUGUGCUGCUUUGCAAGUCAAAAGACCUGCCUAAAGUGCGGCAUCUCCUGAGCUGCGGUAUGCCACGUGUCACAUCCUGCUUGCUAACACAAAGCGGAACUCCUGAGUCGAGCUUGCGUAGAGCCCUUCUGGAGGUCAUCGCCAAUGGCAUUGUUGAAAGUGUAUCAGAUGCCAAAGCCUACAUGGAGAGUACUCUUCUCGCAGCUUGUCUCAAAGCUCCUUCUAAUUCCGAGUCAUCACCCAUUUUUCACUCACAACGUCGCUCUCUGAUGAAAGGCAGCUUUCACGAGACUGAUUUCCUUCUCUCCGCCUGUCUGGACGUCCUCCUGGAGAGUGAGUUGAUCCUGAGGCUGCCGGGUGAUGAAGAGGCGCUUAGACCAACACAACUAGGCAGAGCUAUUCUCGCUUCCUCACUUGGACCUGUGGACGGACUGACGGUUUUCACUGAGCUGUCGAGAGCAAGUCGUAGUGUUGCUCUGGACACUGAUCUGCAUUUAGUUUAUUUGGUGACUCCUAUCUACCUCAACCUCGAUAACAACCUGGACUGGUCCCGUUACCUCGAAAUUUAUCAAUCUCUGUCUCUACCGGAGCGGCGUGUGGCUGAGCUUGUUGGCGUGGAGGAGCGCAACCUCAUACGCUGUCUUUCAGGCGCAGCGGUGACCAAGCGGGCCCUGCCACAGAUGCGACGCUUCUAUCUCGCCUUGGCACUCCAUUGCCUCGUGUGCGAGGAUGGAUUGACCGAGGUAGCGGAGCGUUUCGGCAUCAAUCGUGGCCUGCUGCAGAGCCUCAUGCAGCAGGCCUCCACCUAUGCAGGUAUGGUGACGGUGUUCUGCAACCGUCUCGGUUGGAUCCACAUGGAGCGUCUGCUGGAAGGUUUUCAGGUACGCCUCUUCUUUGGUGUAUCCAACGAGCUUCUCGAUCUAAUUCGUCUCUCCCCUCUGCUGAGCACCAAUCGCGCCCGCAUCCUCUACCAGGCUGGCUUCACAUCCAUAGCUUCAGUGUCCAGGGCUCGACCAAAGGAAAUUGAACGGGUGUUGCAGCGAGCAAAUCCCUUUAGUAGUGGUAAGAAUCAGAACGAAAUACGUUCUCCCCGGUUGAUUAUCCUUCCGGACGGUUCUGCCGUUACCGAAAUGGAACUGGCUUCAUUGUUGACGUGUAGAGCGCAAGAAGUGCUUCAGGAUGAUCUUUUCUGCAACUACGGCGUCGACUUGCCUACUAACGUUGCAGUGGCUUCUUUCACACCCUCAGCGAAGCGACGUAAACUCUCGCCUUUAACUUGCACUGAAAUGCGACCUGCUUCACCGCGCCCUGCCAACGUCCAGACACCUAUCACGAAAAGUGUCCUAAAUGGCUACUGCAUCAACGCUCAGACAUCUAUUAGUGCCCGUGAUCUCUCUGCCAUAUCAGCAUUAUCGGUGGGUGAGGAGAUGGUUCAGCUCAACGACACAAUGACUUUCUCGAUGAUGGAGCGAUUUGCUGAGAAUGCCACCGCAGAGUUGACCCUUGAUACCGUCAGCAACGAGGACAUUUUCAGCAGUCAAUUACACAGUUCUUCAAUCUGUGAGGAUUCAAGUAAAAAUGCUGUUCAACCGUCCGUUUUGUUGGAACAAGGAAAAUCAAUUGAUACAUUCACCCGUCGGCCCCUCUUUUCUCUAAUUGAUGUCACAAAGACUCCUCAAUUAUGGGCGACAUUUCAGCGUGAAUUUGAAAGCUUUCUCGAUUCCAACACCGACGCUGAAAUACACUGGCUAGCUGUCCAACCACAUUGGCAAGUUCUGGUAAACCGAGUGGCCUGCAUGAAAGCUGUGAAUAACAAUGCUGGGAUUGUCUGGCACGAUGGCUGCGGUGGGAGACUCGCCCAUGGAAGUGUCUGUUCUGGAGCCUGUCUUCAACUCAUAGGCCUCACACUCUCCUCCUCGCGUUUGCAUCCACAGACUGUUUUCUGGCUCCCUUUUCAUAUUCGAGGCGUGGACGUGUUAAAGGUUCUUAGACGCCUUCUAGCACGUCUCCGGCUUGGACUGAUAGUGUGGGAUUUGAAGUGGUGGCUCCGUGUGUCUACCGAACUUUUAGAUCUUGAUGCUAAUCUAGUGCAGAACUUUCACGAUCCUGGCACUCAAUGUUGGUUGGAGGAUCCGGACUCUGGUAGACCUAGACUUGUGGACGUAGUUCCAGAUGCAUCAGCUACUGUAAAUGACCUCUUUUCCAUGGGUUAUUGCCUUGAUCCACCAACACAGCUGUGCGACUGGAGCAAACUGCAACUGGCCAAUCCUUCCUCCCCACUUCCUUGUGAGUCUUGCGUCCCGCCAACCGUAUUAAACACUGCUGCUCAAUGCUAUCUUCUCUCAUUGGCCCCUCCACCCUCUCCUCCUCCCUUUGCCCUUAAGUUAGAACUGCCAGUGGCCUCGCUACUUGCUAAGUCGGAGUCAUAUGGUUUCGUUCUGAACUACUCCAUUCUCAAUGCAUGUCAGAUUGAAUUGGAAAAGGUUUGUGAUAUGCUUGCUCGGCUUGCCCACACCCUCGUUGGUCGUGCUUUCGACCUCGGCUCUCCACGCGAAGUGGCGGAUAUGGUCUAUAAUCGACUGCACCUCCCAGUUUACACUAAUCUGGCCGCGGAAUUGGCCGCCAGCAAACGCGCAAGGAAAAGUCAUCUUGGCUUUGGGCUGCCUGUACGACUGCGGCAGCUGCCGACGAACAAUCAGACGCUCUGCCAGUUGGUUCAUGCGCAUCCUCUGCCGAGCAUUGUGAUGGAGUGGAGACGUAUUCAUGGAGUGCUGGAGAAGGCAUUCAGUGGAAUUGUCAGAGCUUGCGAGAUGGCUCUGAAUCGGCAUGAGACCUCUCCUACAGAGGUCAGAGUUGGCUGUGUCUACAAAACCUUCACAGCCACCGGACGAGUUGUUUCUACUCGCCCAAACCUGCAGGCUGUUCCAAAGGAGAUCCGUUUCUCGUGGUCCACUCUGCUCCACCGACCUCAGCCACCACCGCAAAACGGUGUCAUCUCCAGCUUGAAAGCACCGGCCAGUGUUGAAUGGCCGCAAGCAAUAGCCGACGUCCUGCGUCCCUUCGUUAAGGAGGCCGAUUUGAUUCUACGUCCACGUUCUGCCUUUGGAGCUGCCAAGGGCUCGGUCCUGGUGUCGGCGGACUUUUGUCAUUUGGAGCUGCGCAUCUUGGUGCAUUUGAGUCAGGAUAGUGUUCUUCUACCAAUGUUACAAUCUACAGGUCAAGAUGUCUUCAAAGUGCUUGCUGCUCAUUGGCUGAAUCGCGAGGACGUCACCUCUGUGACAGAUGAGGAAAGGCAGCAGGCGAAACGGCUCUGCUAUGCUAUCAUCUACGGCAUGGGCGCGAGCAGUCUUGCCUUGCAAAAUGGCAUCACGCCUUCGGAGGCUCAAACUCUAAUUGACAAAUUCAUGGCCUCCUUUCAUGGCAUGGCUGAGUUCAUCCGUCGAACAAUCCGGACGGCUCAUGAGCAGGGUUUUGUUCGAACUCUAGGUGGUCGUCAGCGUAAACUAAGUGGCUUUAAACCGUCAAAGUCUACUUCGAGUCCCUCGAAAUGCCCUUCACCGUAUAAGUCAGCGAACAUUUUGACUGCCAGCCUUCCCAACUCGUGUACUACUGAAAAGGCACGUCCACUAACUUUCAACACCGCUGAACGUCAGGCUGUCAACAGCAUGAUUCAGGGAAGUGCAGCAGAUAUCGUCAAAUUGGCAAUGCGACGGGUUGAGUCGGCCUUGCAGCGUGAGGCAAAUGUGUCCUGCCGAUUGGUGCUCCACCUGCAUGACGAGUUGAUAUAUGAAAUCACACCGGAAACCAGUGUUCCAGAAAUUUGCAAUAUCCUGCGACGCGAAAUGUCCGGAGUGGGUCAAGCAUUUAAAAUGAAGAUCCCACUACCGGUGAAAGUGAAGACUGGAUCCAAUUGGUCGAAUCUCCAAGAGGCUGAAUAA